This is a messenger RNA of Botrytis deweyae, 14103 nucleotides long. RefSeq lists its product as uncharacterized. NCBI's taxonomy places the organism in Eukaryota, Fungi, Ascomycota, Leotiomycetes, Helotiales, Sclerotiniaceae. Gene Ontology annotation, biological process: secondary metabolite biosynthetic process; amino acid activation for nonribosomal peptide biosynthetic process. Gene Ontology annotation, cellular component: cytoplasm. The record is from RefSeq and is a predicted model, not a curated record. Bases 1 to 14103 code for a protein of 4700 amino acids. The transcript is spliced from 2 exons. Gene Ontology annotation, molecular function: phosphopantetheine binding; catalytic activity.
AUGGAUUCCAUAAUACCCAAUACCACUUUUCCACCCUUAGACACUGCUUAUCGAAACCUCGCAGAUUCACAUGUUUCUAGAGGAGAGUUGAACAGAAAUCGAUCCAGAAAUGAUUCAGAAACGUACUUGAAGUCAAUCAAGAAAACUUUCUCAUUUGGAGAAUGGAAUUUCGAUCGUUCCGCUAUUCAUGAAUCUUAUGCCCAAUUCGUUGCUGCUUUCACAGGGCACGAUGAGGUUGCUUUCUACGCUUCCUCUGAUAUAUCCCCAAACUCCCCAACUACAGAUAAUUCGCAAGAAUGUGGCAUCAUCCACGGUCGCUUGACAGAAGAGUCUCAAAGUGAGCAAGAUAGCCGCCCAUUGAUUUCGUGGGAAUUUAUUCAAGAUAUUCCACAAUCGAUGAAAUCUCUCGAUUUUGCUUUAUAUAUUACUAAGUCUCGUGAUGUGACAUCACCAUCCGAUAUAACACCUUUCACAAUCGUCAUCACUGUGGAGGAUUCAACCAUCAUUGAAUCUACUUUAUCAUAUGAUCCAUCUUUACUACCUGCUUCAGAUGCUCCACAUAUAUUCGACGCAGUCAUUUCCUAUUUACGACGUUCCCCAUCAAGUGAUGCGGAAGCCGUAGCAAACGAAUCGAUUCUAAACUUCCCACCACUAAUCAGGCCACCCUCUUUCGUUGAAGAUGAAAAAGUGUCGGAUCUUCAAAGCGAGAAAGUUUUGUUGCAUUCGGCUUUUGAGCGACGGGUCACUCAACAUCCAAACCGAGUUGCGUUGGAUUUCCUGCAAUCUCAAGGUUCAGAAUCGAAAACCCCCGUGCGAAGAACUUUCACCUACUCAGAACUGAAUGAGAUCACGACGAGUCUGGCUGAGUAUAUACUAGUAUCCCGAGACAAACAAGAGAGUGGUAGCUCUAAGUUUGUACCUGUCCUGCUUUCGACUUCCGCCGAACUUUAUGUUGCCUAUUUGGCGAUUUUGAAAGCAGGUUUGGCAUUUUGCCCACUUCCUAUUGAGGCACCUCCUCAGAGGCUAAAGGAUAUUCAUGAAGACUUGAUGCCUCAGAUUGUUCUAGGCUCAGAGCAAUAUCGUCAUAAGCUUUCUGCCAUUUCAUCAGAAUCUAUGAAGUGGAUCGAUAUUGAGUCUUUCAUUCACAUGAGAACCCGUGACGGCAUCACCACCCAAAAUCCUCCAUCACUACGUACGGUUGCAAGCCCCGAGGAGAACGAUGUCGCAUAUAUCAUGUAUACUUCUGGUUCAACGGGCAAGCCAAAGGGUGUACAGAUAACUCAUCUCGCAGCAGCUUGCUCGAUUGCAUCGCAUGCUAUCACUUCAAAAUUGCCACCAUCAUCGGAAGGAAUACCAAGAUGGUUUCAAUUUGCGGCUCCAACUUUCGACCCUUCGCUAAUGGAAAUCUUUGUGACAUUGUCGUCAGGAGCCACACUUUGCUCUGCUUCACGUGACCUUAUUCUGACAGAUUUCGAGGCGGUUGUAUCUGAACUACAGGCAACGGUCAUGAUGGCGACACCCAGUAUGGCAGCUCUCCUCCGUCGUUCUAAACUUACUUCGCUCAAAAGUUUGUGGACCAUGGGUGAGACUGUUCUGCGAAAAAAUAUCGAAGAUUUUGCGCGUUUACCUAGCCCGGAUCAGUCUUCUGAACUUUGCAAUGCAUAUGGUCCUACAGAAGCAGCUAUUAACUGCACAUUAAUUCCUAAUUUCCACCCUGAUGACAGAGGCUCAAUUAUUGGACCAGCUUUGCCAACAUGUUCGCUACUUGUUGUGGAUACAAGCUCAGGCUCUGUCAAACCUGUUCCCAGAGGAUUCGCUGGUGAGCUUGCUAUCGGAGGACCUCAAGUCAGCGUUGGCUAUUUGAAUCGACCAGAACAAAAUGCUAAGGCCUUUGUCGUCAGUCCUAAAUUCGGAAGACUUUAUCUCACUGGAGACAAAGCUCGGAUUGUUACUGAUCGUAGGGGUCAACAUGUUGUGGAGUUCCUUGGUCGUAUGGAUACUUCCCAGGUCAAGCUCAGCGGCAGAAGAGUUGAUCUCGGCGAGAUUGAUACAGUCGUGGCGAGUUGCGCAGGAAUAAAAGAGGCGGUAACAGUCUCUUAUAAGCGAUUCGCUAAUCAGGCUGGAAGCGAGGAAGCCGUUUGUUUCAUCAUUCUUGAUGCGGAUAACACCAAGGAAGACGUGGAAGCUAGGUGUCGUGAGAACGCAGCCAGACUUCUUCCAUCAUAUAUGUGUCCCUCAAAGUAUUUUGUCUUAUCUCAGAUGCCAAGAUCUUUGGCUGGCAAGAUUGACAGAAAAUCUCUUUCGGCCAUGACAGAGAAACUUUGGAACGAGGAAUGCUCAAAGACCACCAACUCGCUUCAGAAUGGUGAAGAUGCCAGCUCGAAUAGUAUUGGAGUGCAAGAUGAAAUCGAAAGACUGAUUUGCAACCUACUGUCGGAGCUGGUGGGAUCCACUGCGAACUUGAAUUCGAACACCAACUUGUUCUCUCUUGGUAUUGACAGUUUGAAAGCUAUUCGAUUUUUGCAAUUAGCUAGAGAUGCAAGCAUCACCGAGCUCAGUAUUGCCGAUGUACUUGGAGGUGCAACUCCCCUAAAGUUGAGAAACACCAUAGUGGAGCGCCGCAAGAAUGAUACUGGGGAGGCACCUACUCAUGAUUUUGCAGGCGCUUCUAUAUCGUUCGAUGAAUUUGAGGCGAAGCAUCGACCUAUUUGCAGCGAAAGUCUUGGUAUAUCGCCGGAAGAUAUCGCCAAGAUCUUGCCCACUACUGCUACACAGUCCGGAAUGCUGGCAAGUUUCUUGAGGAGUUCAAAGGAUAACAAGCAUUAUAUACACAACUCUGUCCAUCACAUCAACUCAUCAGUUGAUAUCUCCAGACUCAAGAAUUCCUGGAUAACCACUGUCCAACGCCAUGAAUCGUACAGGAUGGUCUUUGUAGCCAUCGAUGAUGCGUUAUCGCCAUUUGGACAAUGCGUUCUGAAAGAGUCGUCCAACUUGAGUGUACCAAACUGGAAGGUAGUAACUUGCGAAUCUGACGACCCCCAGAUUAUAGAUCAGUGCAUACAAUCAACACUACGUCAAGCUGAGAACGAAACAAUCUUGGAUAGACCACCCUAUCAAAUGACUCUUAUCCAAUCAACUACUAAAACAUUCUUCACUUUCAGUGUUUUCCACGGCAUUUUCGACGGUGCUUCUUUACAGCUUUUAUUUGAUGAAGUCGACCUCGUAUAUCGUGGAUCGGAUAUUCCCAGAAGAACUGAGAUUUCUACCGCGGUGAAUAUGCACUAUGGCUCAGAUCCUACCCAAACAAUCGAAUUCUGGACCUCUCAGUUGAAAGACUGUGACCCGGUUCCUUUCCCGCCACUCACUGGCUUGAAACCAGAAACGAUGACAAAGCUGCCAUUGACCACUUCAAUCAAAGCGUCAAUUGGUAUAGACGGCCUGCGUGAUGGUGCCAUGAAUUGCUCUACCUCACCUUUGAGCAUUCUUCAGGCGGCUUGGGCAUUGAUUCUUGCCACUUACAAGGAUUCCAUACACAGCUCAACUUUUGGUAGUGUCAUAUCUGGUCGAUUGGAUGAAGACUCGAAAGUUUGCAUGGGUCCUACAUUCACCACUGUCCCAAUCAAUAUUCCCGCUCAAUUGCUCGAGGCAAAAGCAACUAGCGUCUCUUCGAUAUUGCACGCGAUAGCCAAGAUUAAUGCAGAAUCUCUCGGUCAUCUCCAGAUACCAUUGAACUCUAUCGUCGCCCCAAAUGGAGGCUUGUACUACGAUACUCUUCUUGCAUUCCAGGACUUUUCUACUGGCACAAACCAUUCUGAAUUGUGGUCAAAGGUUGACUACCCUGCAAUGGCCAAUGAUUUUGCUGUCAUGAUUGAGAUCUGGCCUGAGGUAGACGGAUCGCUUCGUCUCCGAGCAACGUAUACAGAUGAGUUCUUGAAUAAUGAAUCUGCUACCCUGAUGUUGCAGCAAUUCAGUGAUCUGAUCAGUUUUGUCAUCCGCAAUCCUGAAAACUCUUAUAUGGAUGGUCGAUACGCUACUGCUCCAUCAAUAUACCCUCAAGUCAUGUCAACCGAAUUGACUGGGGCCGGUGCUCUUUUGCAUACCGAAUUUGAGCGGAACACAAAGAUGAAUCCUGAGGAUAUCGCACUCAUCUUCAUGAAUGACUUCACGGGUCAAGAUCCAGCAGGAAACGUGAAAUGGACAUAUGCUGAACUUGACCGCAAAGCCAACACACUUGCGUCUUAUCUUGUUGAAAGAUACGGUCCUUUGGAGAACAAAGUUGUUCCCUUUUCCAUGUACAAAUCACCAGAGCUCUAUGUGGCUAUUCUUGGUAUUCUGAAAGCUGGUGGCGCCUGGUGUCCAAUUGAUCCCACGUUUCCCGCAUCUCGCAGACACGACUUGAUUGUCAGAACAGAUGCCAACAUGCUUUUGGUGGCAAACGAUACUGUGAGUCAAGAUGCUCAAGCCAUUCCCCAAGGUGUUGUCUUGAUCGAUAUUUCAGAGAACAAUGCCACAAAUUCUACCUUUAGCUAUGAUGAAACCAAACCGUCAAGUUUGCCCAUCAUCAGAAGUAACUCGAUGGCAUACUUGAUCUGGACCAGUGGAACAACAGGUCUGCCUAAAGGUGUACAAGUGCAGCAUAGCGCCGCAGCCACAGCUAUGCAAUCUUUGAAAGAAAGCAUACCUGUAAGCCGCUCUGGCGCAGUUCGCUGUCUCCAAUUCUCACAACCAACAUUCGACGUCUUUGUGCAAGAUCUCUUCUACACCUGGGGUUUGCGUGGAACUGUCAUCGCAGCACCCAAAGAUGUAAUGCUUGGCUCUUUCCCGGAUCUCGCCAACGCAACCAAUGCGACACAUGCCCAUCUCACUCCUGCUUUUGCAACAAUCGUAUCUCGCGCGCAUUGUCAGACCCUCGAGGUCGUGACAAUGAUUGGAGAAGCCUUGCCUCAACCUGUCGCAGAUGAUUGGUCACAGAAUAUGCUCGCGUAUAAUACUUAUGGUCCUGCUGAAGUUAGUGUUGUAUCUACAGUCAAACAAUUCGGCGGUUUCGAAAAUUCAUUCAAGAGCACAAAUGUCGGAUUACCAUUACCUUCUGUGGGCGUCUUUGUGCUCAACAACGAGCGAGUCGUGAUGAGACAUGGUGUGGGUGAACUGGCUCUGUCGGGUCCACAGGUAGCUCGAGGCUAUUGGAAAGAUCUAUCCAAGGCGGAAGAGAAGUUCCAUUGGAAUGAGAGUUGUGGAGCCCAUAUAUACAUGACCGGAGACAUAGUCCGUCAACUUCACGAUGGUAGUCUAGAGUUCGUGGGUCGAAGUGAUGACUUGGUGAAGAUCAACGGGAUGCGAGUAGAGUUGAGCGAGAUCAGUUUUGCGCUCAGCCAUUGCCAUCCCGAUACGGAACAAGCGGUUACCAUGCUCAUGGCCCGACCAGAUCGUCCGACAAAGGUCUUGGUGACCUUCUUGUCAGUCCCAAGUAUUCCUGCUCAAGAUUUACUAAUUACCAAUAAACGCGCAGUCGAGGUUGCCAAAGCCGCCAUAGCUGCAUCGAAAGCAAAUCUCCCAGAGCAUAUGAUUCCUAGCGUUUUCGUAGUGCUAAAUCGCAUCCCAGUAACCGCAUCUGCGAAGAUCGACCGUAAAGCACUAUCUUGUGCUUACGAAGCUUUAGACCUCGAGGCAUGGGAAAGUAACUUCACAUCUACCCAGGACUCAGCUUGGACAGAAGAGGAAGAACGACUCCUCGAGCAUUUCGCCACAUUUUUAGGAACUGAGAGCAAGACUUUCCGAUCAAACAGUCGACUUGCAACCUUAGGUUUUGAUUCAAUCGCUGCAGUGCGCUUCACGGCAAGAUUGAAAACUGCCGGUUACAAGGUUUCAGCUGCGCAUAUGCUGCACUGUCAAACCAUCGCGGAACUCUGCAACCUCUUCAAUAAUCCCGCUUCCAACUCUACUUGUCUUGAUUCCUCCUCUAGACUAAUCGAGGUGUUCCACUGCGAAUGGUUCCCCAAGGUUGCAGAAAUAUCUUCAAUUGGCGAUAAAGCAUUUUCCGUCUGUCCGACCUUGCCACUGCAGGAAAAUCUUCUCAGUGAAACUUUCCGUAACUACGAGUACUAUUGGAGUAACCACUUCUUUAAUCUCUCUGACAACAUCGAUCUCGAGCUUUUGAAAGCUGCUUGGUUUAAGGUGGCUCAGAAUAACGAAGCUCUUCGUAUUGGAUUCUUGCCAACGGCUUUGGUGUCUGCAAAGGCAAAUUCUGGUUUUGGUGCAUCGACGUUCCUUCAAUUGAUUUACCAGAAGCCAUCGGUAGACUGGUCUGUUGUGAAAGUUCCAAACGAGGAUUUCUCAACAACUGCAAAAACUCAUGCACAACAAAUCGCUCGCAAGCAUCAGACUAGUGCAUUCAUCAACUCCCCAUGGGCCGUCGUCGUAUUUGAACGCAAUGAUGUUAGAACAAUGAUGUUUUCCAUUCACCACACUAUUCAUGAUGGACCUUCCUUGAAGUUCAUCAUCGAUGAUCUUCACGCUGCAUACACCUCUCAGGAAAACCUCAGCCCACGCCAUCAAAUCCGAGAAGCUAUUGCACUUUCCUUCAUGCAAAGAACCAGUCCACAAGAAGACAUGGCCUUCUGGAAAAAUACGCUCAAAGACUUUGUUAGCGAAGCAGACGACAGCGUAGAAAAACUGGCCCCAGAAAAUAAAUCUCGAACCUAUAAUACGGUAUCCAUUCCUCUUUCUGUUCCAAUCUCCAAAUUGCAAACUACAGCUCAAGAAUUCCACUGCUCGUCUGCAAAUUCCAUCCUUCGCGCCGCCUGGGCAUGCAUGGUAUCCGAUUUCCUCGAAACGGACCAGAAAAUUGUAAUUGGUGAAGUGUUGUCCGAACGUCUGGCUUCGUCUUCACUAGAAGAUAUCAUCGGUCCUCUUGUAUCUUUAACUCCAGUCCCCAUUUUCACAUCCGGCACCGCGAGAGAAAUAGUCAGCAAACACGAUUCCAUGAAUGUUGCCGCCUACAACCACCGCGAUGCCAGUCCAGGUAUGCUUCGCAAGCUCAUCGGACGACCCAAAUUCCAGCCGCUAUAUCCCGCCGUCUUUGUGUUCCAUCCACGCAAUACCGAAAGCGAACAUAAACAUGAGCUCUGGAAUGAGAUCGAAGAUUUCCUAGGUUUGAACGUCGAACAUGAUCUCACACUCAAUGUAGAGGAAAAUGCAAACGGCGGCUUCGAUCUCGUCGUCUCGGUCGAAGCAGGCGUAUUGGAUAUCCCCGGGGUGGAAGUUCUGUCCAAGCAAUUGGAUGCUUUGAUCGCAGCCAUGAUUUCCCAUCCCGAUACUUCUAUCCAAGAACUCACCAACUUUUUCCCCACCGAGUUAAUCGCUGUCUCCAAAUACCGCGAAAUGAAUCUCCAUCCCGUCGUCGACCUGAAUAAUCCUCUCUGCUGGUUCGAGCACUGGGCCGAAACACACCCUGAUUGGGCCGCCGCCGAGAUCGCAGAAUCAAUUGGUCGAGAUUCAAGUAUCAUCCACACAUGGAGCUACGCAAAAUUGGAUCAAGAAGCUAACCGCGUAGCGACAUUCAUCGCAUCAUAUGGAAUUCACGGCCGCAUGAUCGGUAUGUGUCUAGGACGCACACUGACAGCGUUUGCCGUCACAGUCGGAAUCUACAAGUCUGGAAACACGUAUCUACCAAUCGAUGAAUCGUUGCCGAUUGAGCGAAAAACAUUCUUGUUGAAAGAUAGUAAUUCCGCUAUAUUCUUCUCCGAGGAAACCGUCGAUUUUGUCCCUGAAGGAUGUCUCCUCGUGAACGUCAAUCGCGAUCAAUACCAAUCCGACAGGGAUGUCGCUCUGAAAGUUAAAAAGAGCAAAGACGCAGUCGCUUAUCUUCUCUAUACUUCCGGCUCGACAGGUAACCCCAAGGGAGUCCUCAUCAGCUGCGGCAAUCUCACAUCUUUCUGCGAAGCCCAAUCUGAAUUCAUAUGCGAGUAUGUCCCUGCGACUCGGGUACUCGGCGGCGUUGGAAGAUUCCUCGGACUAGCGAGCAGAGCCUUUGAUGUACAUGUGGCUGAAAUGUUCCUCGCCUGGCGACACGGUCUCUCAUGCAUCACGGGGGUUAAAUCUAUGUUGCUGGAUGAUUUACCUAUGGCGUUACAAGAGUUAAAAAUUACACAUGCGGGCUUUGUGCCGUCGCUCUUGGAUCAGUGUGGUUUGAUACCGAGUGAUGUUCCUCUGUUGAGGUAUCUGGGUGUGGGUGGUGAGAAGAUUUCUCAACGAACACUUGAAACAUGGGGUGAUUCGGAGAGCGUUACAUUGAUCAAUGCGUAUGGUCCUACCGAAGCCACAAUUGGUUGUGCCUCGUCUCCAAUUGUGAAUUCAAAGGUCAAUAUGAGAAAUGUGGGUCGUCCUCUAGGAGACACUGUUGCCCAUGUACUCAUUCCUGGUACUCUCACUUACGCCAAGCGAGGAGUAGAAGGUGAACUUUGUCUAACAGGAAGUCUUGUCGGUAUUGGUUAUCACAACCGUGAUACUGUCGCUUUUGUCGAGAAUUUCCACGGCGGCAAAAUGUAUCGCACAGGAGAUCUCGUCAGAUUGAUGCCCGACGAUACGAUUGAGAUUUUCGGUCGCUCAGAUGAUCAAACUAAGAUUCGUGGUCAGCGUCUUGAAUUGGGUGAGGUUUCCGAAGCAGUACGCGCGUUGCUACCAGCUGGAAGUAACGUAUCCUCUCUUAUUACGAAACAUCCAGAGCUUUCCAGAAUGCAACUGAUUUCAUUCGUUGCGAGCAAUGCUAAGGCUGCGGGAAUUGAUGAGAAGGUUGAGAUGUUAGAUACUUUCGAGCAAAUCAACGUCAGUAUUCGGGCUGGCUGUAGAGAAAGACUUCCAGGAUACAUGGUUCCGGAUGUGGUUAUCCCAAUCAGCUUCUUGCCUCUUGCUCCCAUGUCUGGAAAGGCAGAUGUGAAGCAACUCAAAGCUCUCUUUGCUUCGAUACCGCUAAGUCACUUGUUAUCUGCUGAGAAAGGACAAUCGACUGGUAACAGAACUGUUACGGUACGCGAAUUGGACGAACAAGAACUUGCUGUUGUUGAGAUACUUAAAAGUGUGGUUCCAGCUACCUCUGCAGAAUUCACUCCCUCAACCAACAUAUUCGAGGUUGGGGUCGAUAGUUUGGUAGCCAUCAGUCUUUCGACCCUGAUGAGAAAGGCUGGAUACACAUGCAGUGUUGCCGAUGUUCUUAGCAUCAGCACGGUGGAAGAAUUAGCAUUAUUACCACGUGCAGAUAUUACACCCGAACAGGCCGCUAGAAACAGAGAAAAUGCUCUGAAGAAAAUUGCUCGUGUCGAAGCUGCCUUCCGGGAGAGUCCUUUAGGUAAAAAUUUCGGGAUGAACGUUGAAAGCGCCCGACCUUGUUUACCCGUCCAAGAAGCUGUUGUAGCUCGAUCAUUGAACAAGGAAGCCGGUGCUCUAUAUGUUAAUCAUAUUACAUUUGAGUUAUCUUCUGACAUCAAUAUUUCGAAACUCUCCCAGGCUUGGAAAGCCUGUGCAACCGUCAACGAAAUUUUGAGGACUUGUUUCUGCCAAAUCAACGAUGAUAUCUUGCAAGCUGUACUCAAGAAUGAGUCCUUCGAUAUGCCAUGGGCAGAACACGUCUACUCUAAAUCCAGCAGACAUUGCACUCCGGACAAGAUGCAAGAAGCAAUUUCUCUAGAUAUCAUGCAAAAUAUCGAAAACACACCACCAAUCCGACUCAACAUCUUCACAGAAGGAAGUUCAAAAUCCAUCCUUUUGAUGUCCAUGCAUCACGCCCUCUACGAUGCCGAGUCCCUGGCAGUCCUAAUGCAAGAUAUUCUAAUGCGGUAUCAAGAUAUCCCAACCCCUGAGCGACCUUCUGCAGGCGCACUAGUGGAAUACGUCGCUUCGCAAGACGAGCUUGCCGCGAAGAAGUUCUGGGUCAAUAAAUUGGGAGAUUACAGCCCUUCACCCUUUCUCAAUGAAGUCAUCAACGAAGAAGAAAAAACCGAAGCUCAAGUAUCCACACGCAUUUUAAAGACCAAUUUGAACGCCCUCGAAGCUUUUGCUUCCAAAUUGCACGUCACUCUUCCGUCAUUAACACAAGCGAUCUUUGGUCUUGCAAUGGCAAAAUUACUUUCGAUUAAUGAUUUCGUAUUUGGUCUUGUGCUUUCCGGACGUACGGUUACUAUUCCCAAUAUCGAGAAAAUCCUUGCUCCAACCAUUACGACUGUGCCACAACGAAUUGAUCUCCGCAAGAGCGACGCUACGAUUUUGGAUAUCUUGACCGCGCUCCAGAAAUCUUCAGGUCAAAUGCUGCAGUUUCAACAUAGCUCUCCGAGAUCUAUUCACAAAUGGGUGGAAGCCGAUCGUCCGCUCUUCAACUGUCUCUUUUCGUUCAUGAAAACGGGAGAAGAAGAAUCGGAUAAUGGAUUGUGGAAAUUACUCGAUAGUCAUAUGCCUCCUGAUUAUCCCUUCGCGGUGGAAUUCGAAGCCAGACAUCCAUCAAAUGACCUAGUGAUCCGCGCGGGAUACACUCCAGAGUUUGGCUCUGCGUCUAAAGUCGACAAUCUCCUCGAAAUGAUCGAGUUGCUCAUCGAUACCAUCUCCAAAAAUGACAAUAUCUCCAUCAAAAGUCUCGGUAUCCAAUCCAAUCACAGCAUCUCAUCAUCCUCCGAAAUCUUCGAUGAUGGCGAAGAAUUACCCGAAGAGCAAACUAUCAAGACCGUCUUACUUGGCCUCGGCGAUUUUGCAUCCGAAGACGUAUCUCGCACCAGCACGUUUUUCCGUCUCGGCAUCGACUCCGUCAUUGCUAUUCGUUUCGCCAAGGAACUCCGCAACAUCGGCCUCCCAGUUUCAUCUUCGGAUAUCGGGAGACACCCCAGCAUUGCAGCUUUAGCGCGCGCUGUUUCGAGCAAGAGCAAGCUCCAAUCGACUGCUGAACCUGCUGUGGCCAAAACGACAAAUUUGCUGCAUCAACAUAAAGCGAGUAUUCCUCUGUUGGCGGAAGAUGAUAAGAUUACUGAUAUCUAUCCUUCUACCCCUCUGCAAACCGGUAUCUUGACCCAAACUGUCGCCACGGGUGGAAAACUUUAUCUGCAUCAUCCUGCCGUCAAGCUCUCUCCAAAUAUCGAUAUCGCGCGUCUAAAGAAAGCAUGGACAUCGGUAAUCGAAGCGCACGAUAUCCUGCGCACCACGUUCCACUAUUUCGAAGGAGCGACUCAUCCAUGGCUAGCCGCCGUGCACGCAAAACCCGCCAUUCAAUGGAUAGAAGAACAAGCAUCUGGAUGGAUCGACCAAAGCAUCGAAAAGAUCAUCGAAACAACCCGUUUCCCCACUCCCGAGUCUUUCUCGCUGACUCCUCUCAAAAUCACAAUUCUCCACUCGUCGUUUAUGAAAGUCCUCGUCGUGUCAAUUCAUCACAGUCUCUAUGAUGGGUUUUCCCUCCCUCUCAUUUUCGAUUCCUUGUCAUCAGCUUACUCGCAUGGAAUUUCGAAACCUGUAACUCCUUUCUCCGAAGCCGCAAAACUUAUUACAGAGCGUCAAGGUAAAAGCGUCGAGUUCUGGCUCAACAGAUUGGAUAAGUACCAGAGUAUCGCCCUCCCAUCUUCAACAGUUCCUGCAGAUACUACCUCCCUGGCGCAGACGACCAUCCAAAUGCCCGUUUCGGAAAUCCUUCGCCGCUGCCAAGAAAUGAAUAUCAAUCUGCAAUCCGCGGCUCUGCUCGCAUACGCCAAAACCCUCUUCUGUUUUGUCAAGCGUCGUGAUAUCGUAUUCGGACAUGUCGUUUCGGGUCGUUCGUUACCUCUUCCAGAGGUAGAACACAUCCUCGGUCCGCUCUUUAACACUGUUCCUUUCCGAGUUGUGCUGGAUAAUCCGGUACUGGGAAACCAGGAUUACGCGAGUCAGAUCCAAGAUGUGGUUAUUCAGGGACAGGAAAAUCAACAUGCUUCCUUGUCUACGAUCCAGAAGCUUUGGAGACGGAAAAAUAUUUUCACGGAUGCGCCGUUGUUGGAUGCGUUGUUUGUGUUCCAGAAGGUGGGAAAAACAGAUGGGCAGAAAGAAAAACUUUGGAGUGUGAUGGAUGGGGGCGAGAGUCGCGAUGCGACGGAGUACGGGUUGAAUGUGGAGAUUGAACAAGGAGAGGAUGAGGUGAUUGUUAGUGCUGGAUCUCCUGCUGGACGCAUCAACACCGAAGAUCUGAAUCUGAUUUGCAAAACUUUUGAUGAGGUUUUGAGAGAUAUUCUUGAGAAUCCGCAGAGAAGUGUUGUUGCUCAUCCGAAGCAGUUACAAGAUUUACCACUUGAGAGAAUACCCCAGAGCAAGGUUGAAAAUGUGGAAGAUCAUCGUGAUGUAGCGGAUGCGCCGAUGCUGGAGGUUGUUCGUGCAGCUCUUGCGGAGGUGGCUAAUUUACCUACGGACUCCGUGACGUUGCAGACGAGCAUCUUUUCCUUGGGCGUCGAUUCCAUUGCUGCAAUCCGUGUCGCGUCUAUCUGUCGCAGACGCGAUGUAUCGAUUAGCGUUGCCGAUAUCCUCCAAGGAAAUUCUCUCGGUGGGAUCGUCCGGAUUCUCGUCGCAAGAUCAAAGGUCAAUACCCCACCACAAGAUGCGACGACAGAGUUUCUAUCCCCUGAAGCCAAAGCAAGUGCACUUUCGCUACUCAAAUACCCCAAAGAUACCGUGCAGGAAAUUUUACCGGCGAUGGCGGGGCAAGAAUACCAUUUGGCGAGUUGGCUCAAAUGCGGAAGAACUUUCUACGAACCCACUUGGGCCUUCCAGGCUCGCGAGAAGAUUGAGACAGUUCGUUUGAGAACUGUGUGGAGGAAUUUGCAAUUGCGACAUCCGAUUUUGAGAACGGUGUUUACUGCUCCCACACCCGAAUCUGCGUAUCAGAUUGUUCUGAAACCGGAGGUCAUCACCGAUGGAACUUUCACUGUUAUACCCGCUCAAUCAACAGAUGAAGAUUUAAUCUCAGCUGUCCAGCGUCAAGUCCACCACUGGGCUCAACGACCCUCUACACUUUUCACUCCCCCCAUCAGUCUCUGUGUAGUGCAGACCGCAACAACAGAUGCCGUAUUAUUCCGCAUCCAUCAUUCUCUCUACGACGCAUGGAGCAUGAUCGCACUCAUCAAAGAAGUCUGCACUCUCUACACCCAACCCUCAUCCAUCUUACCCCCCACACCCGACUUCAUCUCCUACGUCAAAUACACGCAUUCCUCGCUCUCCUCCCCCUCCUCCCUCCUCGCACAAAAAUCCUACUGGAAAUCCUCACUCCGCUCCGCCCAACCCACCAUCCUCAGCCCAUCUACCGAGCCAGAAAACAACAAAGAAACCCACCACCAAAACCAAGACCAAGACCAAACCCAAACCCAAAACACAACCCAAACCUUCCUCCUCCUCCAAAACUCCAUCCCCCACCUCCACACCCUCCAAACUCUCGCGCGCACCCACAACACCAGCAUCAACACCAUCCUCAUGUUAGCAUUUGCACGCGCCCUCUCCCACCUGACCCACACCACGCACCCCACCUUCGGCUUCUUCCAAGUCGGCCGCGCGAGUUCCUUCCACGGCGCAGAAACCGUGCUCGCGCCCACCGUCAAUCUCCUCCCCGUCUCGAUCCCCGUCUCCGGACGCGCGGAACGUGAUCUGCUGCUGGCGAUUCAACAAGAUAUGAGUCAGCGGGUCGCGUGGGAACAGAGUUCUCUGCGAGAUGUAGUGACGUGGGCGAUGGAGGAGUCGCAGGGACAGCCACGACCGUUGUUCAACGCAAGUCUUAAUUUGUUAUUCCAUGCCCCGGGCAGAAAUGCUCCUCCUUCUUCUUCUUCCACCCCAACAAACCAAGCCCCCGAACUCCUCACCCCCCUCCCCAUCGGGGUCCCCACGAAUUUCGCACCGAAGCGAAAAAUUAAAGGGGAGACCGCCGUGCAGCGAAUCGAAACGGGGUAUUUGGCGACGCAAAAUGUGUUUGUGGAUGUGGGCGAGGGCGAAAAUGAUUGUAUAGAUUUUGGAGUCAAAGCCGAUGCGGUUCUGAUGGAUGAAGCGGAGAUUAAAAGAUUUGUGGAGGGCAUAGCGAGGGAGGUGGAGGGGAUUAGGAUGGCUUUGGGGAGUGUGGAGGAAUGA